GCACUUCAAUCAAAAACAGUCGGCAUGAGGAUUGCAGUAUAUUUUGUGUUAUUCUGUACUGGAUAUGCCGCGGGUGAAUCAUGUUUGAGUCUGCCCGAGUGCACGAAUACUUUGUGCAAAAAUGGUUUUGAAAUGCAUUGUGUAGAUGCCAUCUGUACGUGUUUGUCGCCAUCUACAGGAUUUUCAUGCACUACGAAAUACGAAUGUUUCGGGAACCCGUUACACGUAUCUUGUAACAAAGACGGCACAAACUGGCACUGUGUUGACUCAAGAUGUCGCUGUUAUUGACGAGAAACAGCGAUGAAUGUUAUACAAGUGUCUAAACUACAGCUGAAUAUCUGCAUUAUAAUAUACUAAUUAUUUUAUCUA
This is a messenger RNA of Mercenaria mercenaria, 369 nucleotides long. RefSeq names its product serine protease inhibitor Cvsi-2-like. The transcript is spliced from 3 exons. The coding region runs from base 25 to 288 and encodes 87 amino acids. Lineage: Eukaryota; Metazoa; Mollusca; Bivalvia; Venerida; Veneridae. The record is from RefSeq and is a predicted model, not a curated record.